CACAAACUAAACCGAAUUUUAUUCGCAAAUAAACAUGCGUUUACAUUGUCUUGUUGCUGUGUUGGUUAUUCUUGUUUUUAUUGAUGUUGGAGAGGGAUAUGAUAGUAGAUACUAUAGCCAGACAAGGAAAGCGAAAGAUUGUGGACUUCCUCCACCAGGUAUUACAUCAACGGGGUUUGCUAAUGGCGAUAACACUGCCACAUACAUUUGUGAUGAGGGUCACACACCAUUAAGUGGUAAGGCUGAGAUCUCGUGUCUGGCAUCAGGACUGUGGGAAACCGAUAUAUUAAUUUGUCAACCGAAAGAUUGUGGACCUCUCCCCCCAGGUACUUUAUCAACGGGGUUUGCUAAAGGUGGUACCAAGUUUCCUAACACUGCCACCUACACUUGUGAUGAGGGACACACACCAUUAAGUGGUAAUACUGAGAUCUUUUGUCUGGCCUCAGGACAGUGGCUAACCAAUGUACUAAUUUGUCAGCCGAAAGAUUGUGGACCUCUCCCCCCAGGUACUUUUUCAACGGGGAUUGCUAAAGGUGGCACCAAGUUUCCUAACACUGCCACCUACACUUGUGAUGAGGGACACAAACGAGUAAGUGGUAAUACUGAGAUCUUUUGUAUGGCCUCAGGACAGUGGCAAACCAAUGUACUAAUUUGUCAACCGAAAGAUUGUGGACUUCCUCCACCAGGGAUCUUAUCAACGGGGUUCGCUAAAGGUGGUACCACGUUUCCUAACACUGCCUCCUACACUUGUUAUGUGGGCCACACACCAUUUAGUGGUAAAGCUGAAAUAUUGUGUCUGGCAUCAGGAUUGUGGGAAAUCGAUAUACUAAUUUGUAAACCGAAAGAUUGUGGACUUCCUCCACCAGGUGUUUUAUCAACGGGGUUUGCUAAUGGUGGUACCACGUUUCCUUACACUGCCACCUACGCUUGUGAUGAGGGACACACACCAUUAAGUGGUAAGGCUGAGAUCUCGUGUCUUGCAUCAGGAUUGUGGGAAACCGAUAUACUAAUUUGUCAAAACCCUAUUCGUGAUUGUCAAAAUGGUGGAAACUUGGUGGUAGAAGAUGGUAAAUUAAAAUGCAACUGUCCACCAAACACAUUUGGUGAAUUUUGCACGAAAGAUUGUGGACUUCCUCCACCAGGUAUUACAUCAACGGGGUUUGCUAAUGGCGAUAACACUGCCACCUACACUUGUGAUGAGGGCCACAUACCAUUAAGCGGUAAGGCUGAGAUCUCGUGUCUGGCAUCAGGACUGUGGGAAACCGAUAUACUAAUUUGUCAACCGAAAGAUUGUGGACCUCUCCCCCCAGGUACUUUUUCAACGGGGAUUGCUAAAGGUGGUACCACGUUUCCUAACACUGCCACCUACACUUGUGAUGAGGGACACACACCAUUAAGUGGUAAUACUGAGAUCUUUUGUCUGGCCUCAGGACAGUGGCUAACCAAUGUACUAAUUUGUUCAGCGAAAGAUUGUGGACUUCCUCCACCAGGUAUUUCAUCAACGGGGUUUGCUAAUGGCGGUAACACUGCCACCUACACUUGUGAUGAGGGACACACACCAUUUAGUGGUAAAGCUGAAAUCUCGUGUCUGGCAUCAGGACUGUGGGAAACCGAUAUACUAAGUUGUAAACAAUGUAAAUAUAAUUUCAUUAAAGACUCAUAUCUAAAAUUUAAUGGUGAUUUAUAUAUGGAACGAAGAGGCUCAACCAAGGCUCAAUGUGAUGAAGAGUGUCGUAAAGAUGCGAGAUGUACAAUUGGCUUUCUAGAGGACCAAUACUGUUAUCUAUAUUUAAAACCGCUCAUUUUCUAUUCUUAUGGUACAGAUUUUAACCAAUGUAUAGCGACAUGUACUCAGAUGAGUGAAUGUUUAUUGUUGGAUCACGCUGGUGACAGUGGAGAAUGUUAUAUCUAUAACGUCACCCUGAACGACGACCUGAUUGGUCUAAAAAUUAUAGAUGAAUCCCCUGGAGAUAGCAUUGCAGAAAAAAUAUGUUCUUAAUUAAAACACGUUUAUUAUCAUAAAUAUUGUAUCCCU
This is a messenger RNA of Lottia gigantea (owl limpet), 2035 nucleotides long. RefSeq lists its product as hypothetical. The record is from RefSeq and is a predicted model, not a curated record. The transcript has 11 exons. Bases 35 to 1999 code for a protein of 654 amino acids. NCBI's taxonomy places the organism in Eukaryota, Metazoa, Mollusca, Gastropoda, Lottiidae.